GUGCCAGUGGAGACUAGAGAGAUGAAGACCCUAUCCGUCCUCUUCCUCCUCCUCCUCGCCUCGGGAGCCUGUGACGACGUCAAGUACAUCUCCAAGAGGAACUCAGUGGAUGGCUGCAUAGACUGGUCGGUGGAUCUGAAGGAGUACCAUGUUUUGGCUGGGGAACCUGUUCGAGUGAAAUGUGCCUUGUUCUACAGCUACAUCCGAACCAACUACACCAUGGCAACCAACGCCAAGCUGCGCCUCAUCUGGUACAAGAACAAAGGAGAUGCUGAGGAGCCUAUCAUCUUCUCAGGGCAUAGAUUGAGUAAAGAAGACGACUCCAUCUGGUUCAGAUCUGCUGAAAUGGAAGACAAUGGCUUCUACACCUGUGUACUAAGAAACUCAACAUACUGCGUGAAAGUGUCCAUGUCGAUGACUGUAGAAGAGAGUGAUGAGGAGAAAUGCUUCAGCAGCAAAAUCCGACAUCUGGAGAAAGCUGAGAUAACCCAUGGCAAAAUGAUCACCUGUCCUGAUAUAGAAGACUAUUUGGCUCCAUACAAGCAGCCUCAGAUGACCUGGUAUAAGGAGUGUGAGCGGGUUGAAUGGAGAAGCUCCAUCACUAUUAACAAUACACACAUCUGGAUUCCUGAGGUAGAGGAGGGCGACGGGGGAAAUUACACCUGUGAGUUACAGUAUGGAUCCAGACUGGUGCGGCGGACAACAGAACUUAAAGUUACAGCUCUGCAGACUACUCAGCCUCCCAAGGUCCUUUUUCCUCCACAGAGGCAAGACACCACGAUAGAAAUCACGCCUGGUAUGCCUCUCAGUCUGGAAUGCAAGGCGUUUUUCGGUUACAGUGGAGAAAACAGAAGGCCUAUUAUCUACUGGAUGAAAGGAGAAAAGUUUGUCGAAGAACUAGCAGGACACAUUAAAGAAAGCGAAGUCAGGAUUUUGAGGGAGCAUUUAGGGGAGAAGGAGGUGCAGCUAUCCCUAAUAUUUGAUGCUGUGGAGGAGGCAGACCUGGCCAACUACACCUGUUAUGUGGAGAACCACAUAGGGAGGCGCAGUGGGAGUGCUAUACUGCAGAAGAAAGAUAUGUAUCGUCUGGAGUUGGCUGGUGGUCUCGGGGUCAUAUUGUUGCUACUGGGAGUCCUCACAGCACUGUAUAAGUGUUAUAACCUGGAGAUCAUGCUCUGCUACAGGAGACACUUUGGAAGUGAUGAAACGGAAGAUGAUAAUAAGGAGUAUGAUGGCUAUCUGUCCUACACUAAAGUGGACCUUGACUGUUUGGGCAGCAGGACGAGCAGCGAUGAGGAAACAUUUGCUUUGGAGAUCCUGCCGGAUGUUUUAGAGAAACAUUGUGGAUACAAGCUGUUUAUACCAGACAGAGAUCUAAUACCCAGCAGUACCUACAUCGAGGACUUGGCUCGUAGCGUGGAGCAGAGCAGACGCUUGAUCAUCGUUCUGACUCCAGAGUUUGUCGCCAAAAGAGGGUGGAGCAUCUUCCAGAUAGAGACACGCCUCCACUCCAUGCUGGUUACCGGGGAGAUCAAGGUGAUCAUGAUAGAGUGUGCAGACCUGAAGAAUGUCAUUAACUAUCAAGAGGUGGAAGCACUUAAACACACCAUCAAGGCUUUAUCCAUCAUCAAGUGGAGGGGUCCUAAGAGCAACGAGCUGUCCUCUAAGUUUUGGAAACAGGUGGUCUACGAGAUGCCUGCGAAGCGCAGAGAGACGCUGUCCAGACGCCAGGUGAUGGACUCUGGUGAACAGGGCCUCUUUGGUGACCUACAGACCACCGUCUCCACCAUUGCCAUGACAACCACCUCCGCCUCCUUAGCGCCCCCUAACGAUAGUCGCCAUGGACAUCAUCAGGUUGCCUUGGCGACAGAGAUCCCCGACUACAACCAGAUGACAUUGCCGCUGGGAGGUGGUCACACGGCCACGGCAGCCCAAAUGAGGCAUUUCUGCCGCAGCUACGAGUUCACUCUUCCCCCCCAGCCUUCCUCCAUGUCGCCUCCCCUCCCGCCUCCCUCCACCGUGCAGUUCUCCACUCUGGGUCCCGGGGGGCGCCACGUCUACUGCAACAUCCCUAUGACACUGCUGAAUGGACAGGGGUUAGGAGCAGUUCACUGGGGAACAAGAGGUGACCCAGAGCAGUACGCUUGGGAAGAAGCAAGAACUCCACCUGAACAGCACCUUCGUACCGCUCACCAGCAGAGAACUAAGCUCUGACAUCUGGUAGAGGGACUGCUCAGCUGGUUCUGCAUCACAGACCAGGUUUACAGACUGCUUUCACACUGGCUUUGGAAAGGAGGUUGACUGGUUGGUCGACUGGUUUUCAUUGGAUUUCUGGACUGUGUACAGUCUUGGUUUUCUAGAGCGACUACUUGUGGACUGCCUGCACACUAGUUUUAGGCCGCUUCAUCCCACCUUGUGAACAAAGGACUGCUUAAAGACUUAAGCCUUGGAUUCACAACUGUUAUACUGAUAUACUGGCUGCAGACUGCUAACAGAAAGACUCAGAUCCUAAAAACUGAUUCUACUCUGGUCUUGGACACAUCAACUGGUAUGUAAGCUGUGUUGGCCUGACCACUGGAAAGGAGCGUUCUUACACAACAUGACUGCUACACAAUUAUACACAUUUGACUGGUGCAGAUAGUUUGUAUUGACAUGUGGAUGUAAUGAACUGGAAAAGUCAAUUACAAGAUCCAGGAUGCUUAAGCAAUGAGUAGGUAUCCCCGAACAGGAGUGCUCCGUUUGUCCAAUAAGCUACCAAGUUGGACCUUGGAGCACAAAAAAAAA
This is a messenger RNA of Etheostoma spectabile (orangethroat darter), 2784 nucleotides long. It is a transcript of the gene il1rapl2, whose product is annotated as interleukin 1 receptor accessory protein-like 2. NCBI's taxonomy places the organism in Eukaryota, Metazoa, Chordata, Actinopteri, Perciformes, Percidae. The record is from RefSeq and is a predicted model, not a curated record. Gene Ontology annotation, biological process: signal transduction.